This is a messenger RNA of Gymnogyps californianus (California condor), 5723 nucleotides long. RefSeq names its product BCL9 transcription coactivator (gene BCL9). The record is from RefSeq and is a predicted model, not a curated record. NCBI's taxonomy places the organism in Eukaryota, Metazoa, Chordata, Aves, Accipitriformes, Cathartidae. Gene Ontology annotation, biological process: positive regulation of transcription by RNA polymerase II; canonical Wnt signaling pathway. Gene Ontology annotation, molecular function: beta-catenin binding; transcription coactivator activity. Gene Ontology annotation, cellular component: beta-catenin-TCF complex.
UCCCGCCCGGGGCUGAGAGGAGCCUCGGCCCCCGCCCCUCCCCCACGGCCCGGCGGUGAUCUUUUCUUGUGAGACGAGUGGUUUGCAACUCAUGGCCUCCACAAUGAGUACUGCUGUGUCGUGACACCAGGGGUCUUGUGUGCCCUGGAGAUGCGAGACUUCCCCUGGGCAGCAGGAGGCACGCGUCUAGAGAAUGCUGGAGCUGCAGGAGGGAAGCGCCCAGUGCAAAACCAGAGAGGAGCAAAGAGAAAAAAGGCAAGCAGACAGCCAGCAUUGAGAGAAGCGGGUGGCAGAAAGUGCUUCGACGCUGCCUCUGGCGGCACACUCCCCAGAGGAACUUGACGAGAGCCCAUCUGCGUGCGUGUGAGACUGUGAGCUCAGGAUUUCUGUCAAUGCAUUCCAGUAACCCCAAAGUGAGGAACUCCCCGUCAGGCAACACACAGAGUAGCCCCAAAUCAAAGCAGGAGGUGAUGGUCCGUCCCCCUACAGUGAUGUCCCCAUCUGGCAACCCCCAGCUGGAUUCCAAAUUUUCCAACCAAGGCAAACAAGGGGGCUCCACCAGCCAAUCCCAGCCCUCUCCCUGUGACCCCAAAAGUGGAGGUCCCCCCAAAGUGCUCCCUGGCCCAGGUGGGAGCAUGGGGCUGAAGAAUGGGGCUGGAAAUGGUGCCAAGGGGAAGGGGAAGAGAGAGAGGAGCAUUUCGGCAGACUCCUUUGAACAGAGGGAAGCUGGGACUCCUAAUGACGACCCUGAAAUCAAAGACUGCAAUUCUGCUGAUCAUGUGAAGUCCCAGGAGUCUCAGCACACACCACACUCCAUGACUCCUUCAAAUGCUUCAGCCCCAAGGUCUUCCACACCUUCCCAUGGCCUGACUGCCACUUUGGAGCCAGCAAGUGGGCAGAAGACUCCAUCCAAAGUGGUUUACGUCUUUUCUACUGAGAUGGCCAACAAGGCUGCAGAAGCUGUGCUGAAGGGACAGGUGGAAACCAUUGUGUCCUUUCAUAUCCAGAACAUCUCAAACAGCAAGGCAGAACGAAACACUGUACCCUUGAACCCCCAGAUCACUGCACUUCGGACUGAACCCAAGCCCCUGCCGCAGCCCCAGCCCCCGGCUGCCCAGGACCAGAACCCUCCCCCGAACGCCAAAAUGCAGCCGACUCCACCCGUGUCAGCGCCAGUAUCCAAAUCCACUGGCCCCCCAUGUCCCAUAGAUCAGGACAGUCCCAGCGUGGAAAGCAAAGUGAUGUCUGUGGGCAGCCCUGCCAACUCUACCCCGUUGCAGACAGAAGGAUUUGGGCAGAGUUCGACCCCCAAUAAUCGAGCAGUUAGCCCAGUUUCCCAAGGUAGCAAUAGCUCUGCUGCAGACCCCAAAGGUCCUCCCCAGCAGGUGUCUGGUGGGGACCCAUCCAGUUUGGGCGAGAAUCCGGAUGGACUGUCACAGGAGCAGCUGGAGCAUCGAGAGCGCUCGUUGCAGACCCUGAGAGACAUACAGCGCAUGCUCUUCCCUGAUGAGAAGGAGUUUGCGGGAGGGCAAAGUGGGGGGCCACCCCCAAAUGCUGGGAUGCUGGAUGGUCCCCAAAAGAAACCUGAAGGGCCAAUACAGGCCAUGAUGGCUCAAUCCCAAAGUUUAGGCAAAGGGUCAGGGUCUCGGACAGAUGGAGGUGCUCCGUUUGGCCCUCAAGGACACAGGGACAUGCCUUUUUCCCCUGAUGAAAUGGGGCCGCCACCAAUGAACUCCCAGUCAGGACCCAUAGGCCCAGACCACCUGGACCACAUGACUCCUGAGCAGGUGGCCUGGCUCAAGCUGCAGCAGGAGUUUUACGAGGAGAAGAGAAGAAAGCAAGAGCAGGUGGUUGUGCAGCAGUGUUCCCUGCAGGACAUGAUGGUCCAUCAACACGGGCCUCGUGGGGUGGUCCGAGGCCCUCCCCCUCCCUACCAGAUGACCCCUGGGGAGGGCUGGGGACCUGGGGGUCCAGAGCCCUUCCCUGAAGGCAUGAACAUGUCGCACUCUCUGCCCCCCAGGGGCAUGGCCCCUCAUCCCAACAUGCCCGGGAGCCAGAUGCGCCUGCCUGGUUUUGCAGGAAUGAUGAACCCUGACAUGGAGGGCCCCAGUGUCCCGAAUCCUGCCUCCCGGCCUGGGCUUUCGGGAGUUAGUUGGCCAGAUGAUGUGCCAAAAAUCCCAGAUGGCCGAAACUUCCCUCCUGGCCAGGGUGUCUUCAGCGGCCCUGGCCGAGGGGAGCGGUUCCCCAAUCCACAGGGCCUGCCCGAAGAGCUCUAUCAGCAGCAGCUGGCUGAGAAACAGAUGGGCCUUCCUCCUGGCCUCAACAUGGAAGGCAUCAGGCCCGGCAUGGAGAUAAACAGAAUGAUGCCCUCCCAGAGACACAUGGAGCCUGGGAACAACCCCAUCUUCCCUCGCAUGCCGGUGGAAGGGCCGAUGAGCCCCUCCAGGGGGGACUUUCCAAAAGGAAUACCCCCACAAAUGGCCUCUAGCAGGGAGCUGGAGUUUGGGAUGGGCCCUGGCAGCAUGAAGGGGGACAUGGGCAUGAAUGUCAGCAUGGGCUCCAACCCACCCCUGGUCCCUCAAAAGCUGAGGGAGGCAGGAGUUGGGCCGGAAGAGAUGAUGAAACUGCGCCCCGGCGUCUCAGAGAUGCUCUCUUCUCAGCAGAAAAUGGUGCCACUGCCGUUUGGGGAGCACCCGCAGCAGGAGUAUGGCAUGGGUCCCAGGCCUUUCCUUCCCAUGUCUCAGGGCCCAGGAGUCGGUCUCCGAAAUCUCAGAGAACAGAUCGGGCCUGACCAAAGGACUAACAACCGGCUCAGCCACAUGCCGCCACUACCUCUCAAUCCCACCAGUAACCCUAAUAGCCUCAACACUGCUCCCCCUGCGCAGCGCAGCCUCGGCCGCAAGCCCUUGGAUAUCUCCGCAGCUGGCCAGGUGCAUUCGCCAGGAAUCAACCCCCUGAAAUCCCCCACGAUGCGCCAGGUCCAGUCUCCCAUGAUGGGGUCUCCCUCGGGGAACCUCAAGUCCCCUCAGACGCCCUCCCAGCUGGCAGGAAUGCUUGCGGGCCCCACUGCCGCAGCUGCCGCUGCCUCCAUUAAGUCCCCCCCUGUCUUGGGGUCUGCUGCUGCUUCUCCUGUCCACCUCAAGUCUCCGUCUCUCCCCGCACCUUCUCCCGGAUGGACUUCGUCUCCAAAGCCUCCUUUGCAGAGCCCUGGGAUUCCCCCGAACCACAAGGCAUCUCUCACCAUGUCUUCUCCAGCCAUGCUGGGGAAUGUGGAGUCGGGUGGUCCACCUCCUUCCACAGUCAGCCAGUCUGCUCCUGUGACUCUCCCUGGAAAUCUUCCCUCUAGCAGUCCUUACACAAUGCCUCCAGAGCCGACCCUCUCCCAGAAUCCCCUCUCCAUUAUGAUGUCCAGGAUGUCCAAAUUUGCCAUGCCCAGCUCUACACCGCUCUAUCAUGAUGCCAUCAAAACUGUGGCCAGCUCGGAUGAUGACUCCCCUCCAGCACGCUCCCCAAACUUGCCACCUAUGAACAGCGUACCAGGAAUGGGCAUUAAUUCUCAGAAUCCUCGAAUUUCAGGUCCAAACCCAGUGGGUCCAAUGCCAACCCUUAGCCCAAUGGGAAUGACCCAGCCUCUUUCCCAUAACAACCAGAUGCCCUCUCCAAAUGCUAUGGGACCCAAUAUACCUCCUCAUGGGGUCCCUGUGGGACCCGGCCUGAUGUCACACAACCCGAUGAUGGGGCACGGUUCCCAGGAGUCUCCAAUGGUACCUCAAGGACGCCUGGGCUUCCCACAGGGGUUCCCUCCCGUACAGUCCCCUCCACAGCAGGUGCCAUUUCCACACAACGGGCCCAGCGGUGGACAAGGCAACUUCCCAGCGGGAAUGGGCUUCCAUGGAGAAGGACCUCUGGGGCGUCCUACCAACCUGCCCCAAAGUUCGACAGAUCCAGCACUUUGCAAGACUGGAGGCCCUGGCGGUCCAGACUCCUUCACUGUUCUUGGAAACAAUAUGCCUUCGGUUUUCACUGAUCCAGAGCUGCAGGAGGUGAUCCGUCCUGGAGCCACAGGAAUACCCGAGUUUGACCUGUCCAGGAUUAUCCCGUCGGAGAAGCCUAGCCAGACACUACAGUAUUUCCCUCGUGGGGAGGUGCCAGGCCGCAAGCAGCCGCAGGGUCCUGGGCCUGGGUUCUCCCACAUGCAGGGGAUGAUAGGAGAGCAGACCCCGAGGAUGGGACUAACGUUGCCUGGCAUGGGGGGCCCCGGGCCAGUGGGAACUCCGGAUAUCCCUCUUGGGACGGCUCCGUCCAUGCCAGGUCAUAACCCGAUGAGACCGCCUGCCUUCCUGCAGCAAGGCAUGAUGGGGCCGCACCACCGCAUGAUGUCACCAGCACAAACGGCGAUGCCUGGCCAGCCCGCACUAAUGAGUAACCCUGUGGCCGCCGUGGGCAUGAUCCCAGGCAAGGACCGAGCCCCCGCAGGGCUGUACAGCCACCCGGGCCCUGUCGGGUCACCUGGUAUGAUGAUGUCAAUGCAGGGCAUGAUGGGACCCCAACAAAACAUCAUGAUUCCCCCCCAGAUGAGGCCCCGAGGUAUGGCUGCUGACGUUGGCAUGGGAGGAUUUAGCCAAGGCCCUGGAAACCCAGGGAACAUGAUGUUUUAAGCUGCUACCAUAAGACUGGAUGUUCUGAUCCUUGUCAAGAUGAGAUUCCAAGUCCUGAGGGCUUUUUUGGGAGCUUCAGGAGUACAGUUUGGCCAUGCAAUAGGUGAAAAGAGACCAGAGGACGCUUUGGGAAAUCUCGAAUGUAUGGAAUUACCUGAAAAAAAAAUUAUUCAUUUUAACAGGUUGUUUUUUUUUUAAGAUUUAUUUUUUAAAAAUUAUUUUUGUGGACUUGGGUAUCCCGUGAUGGCACCUGCUUUGAGAAUCUGUAGCUGUAUUUUGAGAAUUGCCAUUUGUCACAAGUUGCACCAUUCUCUGUAUGUUUACGUCCUUCGGACUGGCUUCUCCCAGGACUCUCGGUUAUUUUUGGGGUUUUUUGUGUACUGUACUAUAUUGUAAAAGGGAUUUUAGCAGAGACUUUAGUCUUUGGGGUGAGAGGAGAAUGGGAUUCUAGGCUGUUUACUUUAGGUGGAGAAUCCAUCUUCAGAACUUCGGACUAUUUUCCUUCAACUCCAAUGUAUAGAAAAACCAAACUACGACCUCAGAGCAGAGUAUUAAUGAAAAGCACAAAAAGGAACUUAAGUUCAGUGAGGGGAAUCUUUUAAAAGAAAUAAAUAAUAAGUUAAGGACAUAUUUUUCAAAUUAUGGCGUGCUGUCCAGCACCUUCUGUCUCUCCCUCCCACUCUUUAUUAAAUAGGCUUCUCUCUCUCUCCGUCCCCCUUCUGUCUCCUCCUAUGGCAGCUGCAAUACAUUGUGUUAUUUUGGGGAGUAAAUCUAGGAGAGCCUCUCCUCAUGUGGGGACUCUUCCCACUUUUAGGAAGGGGCUGGACUUGGACACUGUUACAUCCUACAGUAGUCUCUCACUGUUUCCUAUUCUCCUUUUCUUAGAAACCCCAAGUGAUUUUAUUAAUGUGGGAGUGGAACAGACACUAAAAGUUAUCCAGGAUUUUUUUGUGGUUAUUUUUUUUUCCUCCCCAGCGUAAAACGUUCUGUGUAACCUCCAUUAAAUUUGGUACAAAACCACUCGCCAGGGCUGUGGUGUCAGAAAAAUAAAAUAUAUUGUUUCUU